ACUACAUACACUCGUUCUUGUCAAACAGCCGCACAUUGCCGCAUACGGACACUGAGCAACGCCCGUCUCGCACCGCACCGCCAGCCAGCGGCAGCGGCGACCGCCAGCCAGCAGCAGCAGCGCCCUAUAAACUCGCCCUUGGUCGUCUCUCAUUCUCCCCACUCCCCACUCAUCGAACGCCAUGAUAACCCACUCGAGUUCGUCCGAGGCCGAGUCGUCGCCGCGCCGCUCGCCGUCCCCAGGCCCAUCGAGCCCGUCCAUCCUGGGCCUGUCGUCCCCCGACCUCGCGGACGAGUUCGAGCUGCUGUCCGUCUCAACGCGGCGCGACAGCCUCUCCAGCACCGGCACGGCGGACAGCUUCGUGCCCGUCUUGCCCGUUCCGCCGGCAUCGCGGCGGUCGAGCACGUCGUCGGCCGGCACGGAGGAGUACGAGAUCAUUGUGCUCGCGCCCACGGGUGAGGUGGAGGACGACUUGCCCGACUCGACGUCGGACGCGUACCGCUCUGCCGUGGAGAGCUUGCUCGACGACGACGAUGACGACGAUGACGCCGACGAGGUCGCCACCGUAUCCGGCUCGAGCUUGAGCCGCGGGACGAGCACGGGGCGUCGUAUGGUGGCGCGCCGCCGCGACACAGACGGCGAGUACGACGACGACCUGGACGCGUGGAGCGACAGGAGCGCCGCGGCGACGGAGCGCUCGUCCGGGCGCACAAUUACGGGCGCGGGCAGCGUGACGAGUGCUUCGGAGGCGCGCGAGUCGAUUGACAACUUCUUCGAAGACUCGACGGCGUUCAUGAGCGACAAGGCCAACAAGCUGCGGCUGUGGCAAGCGCUUUGUAUCGAGCUCGGACUAGUCGACAUCGACGAAGAGCCGAUGGCACUGCCUGACCUGCCGUCAAGCGCGCCGCCCGCGCCGCCGGCACCGCGUACCCCGCUGCCCACGUCGUUGACGCAGGCGCGCCUGCUCCUCAAGAAACACGGCCACGUCAACCUCGUCGACUACAUCGCCGCGCGCUCCGACCCCGCGCGCGCCGAGAUCGCGGACAGGGCCGGCAAGUACGCCGACCUGAUGCACCCCUCCGCGUCGGCGAUGAUUCGCGACGCCAAGAAGCACCACAGGAUUCUCAAGCUCUGCACGGCCAAGAGCGAGUGGCUCGAGCCCCUCCUCAAGGACUUUGGGUACCGCCAUGCCGCCCGCGGGCACUAGUGGCGGUGCCGUUGUGAGAAGACCCAUUCGCGGUCUAGACCGCUGCCACCAUGCUAUUUACUGUUGUUUAGUUGUAUUAUCGAUCUGGGAGCUUUGCUAUACACCCCUUCAUUGUGCCAUCUACCGCCAU
Molecule: messenger RNA, 1337 nt
Organism: Vanrija pseudolonga
Lineage: Eukaryota; Fungi; Basidiomycota; Tremellomycetes; Trichosporonales; Trichosporonaceae
Exons: 3
Coding region: 182-1207 (341 amino acids)
Source: RefSeq, a predicted model, not a curated record